CACUUUACUUUGGGGAUUAUAAAUAAUAAGCCUUGCACUCUCUAGGCAUUCCUUGGUGUGAAUUUGCUUAGAGACUUCUCUCCAAUGGCUUCUCCUCUUACCCUCACUCUUGGUCGCAUAGCCUUCCUUGCUCUUCUCUGCAUGAUUGUUACUCGUUGCAGCUCAGAUGCAGAAGGCAUUAUUGGUAGAGCAUUGGAAUGCCUCAAUGAUCGCUAUGGGAAGAUAUACAGCCACUGCCAAGAAGACUACAGGCUUCAUGCAGAAGGAACAAUCCAUGUCCCUCCAGAGGCCGUUGAUGCUUACUGUGGUGGCCCGUGCUUAGUAGAGACGAAGCUCGUGCUCAAAUGCAUCGACGGAAUUCUCAACAACUUCAGAUUCUACAACGGCGCAUCACUCAAAGACGCCGCUUAUACUCUUGCUAGGGGUUGUGGUCACACUGAAAGGCGAGGUGAUUUUGAUAUUUUUCAGAACAUAGGAGCUGAAGGAUUUGGAGAAGGAUACGGCGAAGGAUACGGAGAAGGAUACGGAGAUUACUUUUUUGGGCAUGGGAACAAGCUAGUAGCGUCUGCUCCUUUUCUUAUAAUACUAUUCACAGGCGUAUUCUUAAUGUGGGUUUAAGAAUGUUAAUGAGUUGUAUCAGUAUAGUAAAGGAUUCGUGAUAAAUUAACAAUCAAUUAGUAAGAACUUAAUAUAAUCUAUUAUUGUGACAUAUUGUUUCCCCUGUUUGAUAUGUAAUAUGAGUUGAUAUAAGUGUGAAUCAGC
Molecule: messenger RNA, 762 nt
Organism: Asparagus officinalis (garden asparagus)
Lineage: Eukaryota; Viridiplantae; Streptophyta; Magnoliopsida; Asparagales; Asparagaceae
Exons: 4
Coding region: 85-618 (177 amino acids)
Source: RefSeq, a predicted model, not a curated record